This is a messenger RNA of Neoarius graeffei (lesser salmon catfish), 1989 nucleotides long. It is a transcript of the gene rap1aa, whose product is annotated as RAP1A, member of RAS oncogene family a. The coding region runs from base 128 to 685 and encodes 185 amino acids. Gene Ontology annotation, molecular function: GTP binding; GDP binding; GTPase activity. Lineage: Eukaryota; Metazoa; Chordata; Actinopteri; Siluriformes; Ariidae. Gene Ontology annotation, cellular component: plasma membrane. Gene Ontology annotation, biological process: negative regulation of synaptic vesicle exocytosis; cellular response to cAMP; Rap protein signal transduction. The record is from RefSeq and is a predicted model, not a curated record. The transcript has 9 exons.
UCUCAGCACCAGGCGGAGCAGCGAGAAAGAACGCACGGUGACGGCGCGCCGCCAUGCGAGUGUUCUACAGUCGGACAUACUCCACUCCCUGUCCAUGCUGUAGAGGUGUGUGCCGAGAGACCCCAGCAUGCGUGAAUAUAAGCUUGUGGUCUUGGGCUCGGGAGGUGUGGGGAAAUCUGCACUGACAGUGCAGUUUGUUCAGGGAAUAUUUGUGGAAAAAUAUGACCCCACAAUAGAAGACUCGUACAGGAAGCAAGUAGAAGUGGAUGGGCAGCAAUGCAUGCUAGAAAUCCUUGACACAGCAGGCACAGAGCAGUUUACAGCGAUGAGGGAUCUGUAUAUGAAGAACGGACAGGGCUUCGCUCUGGUCUACUCCAUCACAGCACAGUCCACCUUUAAUGACCUUCAAGACCUGAGAGAGCAGAUCUUAAGAGUCAAAGACACAGAGGAUGUGCCAAUGAUUCUGGUGGGGAAUAAAUGUGAUCUGGAGGAUGAGAGAGUUGUAGGGAAGGAGCAAGGCCAGAAUCUUGCUCGCCAGUGGAAUAACUGUGCCUUCCUAGAAUCCUCUGCCAAAUCGAAGAUCAAUGUCAAUGAGAUCUUCUAUGACCUGGUCAGACAGAUUAAUAGAAAAACGCCGGUGGAAAAGAAGAAAACCAAAAAGAAGUCUAAUUGCACACUGCUCUAAAAUGCACAUACAUGCCUUCCCCAGCAGCAGUUCUGAGCCAGAAUGCUGAGAUGAAGACCUGUUGCCCUACUGGCCAGCAUUCCAGCCCCAUUCAGUAGUUAUUGGAAACAAUGUCGGCAAAGGCAGAACAUGAUUUGAAGACUCGCUCCACAGUUUACAGAAAGGAGUGAAGAGAAGUUUACCUUCUCACGCAUUCUACAUUUCUGCUUUUCCUUCCCAAACAACUUUUUCCCUGUUCCCCAAACCCCUGCCCCUCAGACAUGAUAAAAUGGAAGGGAAUGGUCUUUCUUGGGCGCUUGGUUUUUUGCAGUUGCCAUUUUUAAAGAAGGACUAUAGGAACCGGACUCUUAUGGAUUCAUUUGGGGGAAAGUGGGUAACAUGCUGUUCAUUAAUACCUUUUCAGAAGCAUGACCACGUUUUUAAAAAAAAAAAAAAAAAAUCAUGUUAAUGUUUGCAAAAGCUUAAUCAUGUACUAGACUUUGUUUUUAUCCCCCAUCUUCAUGACCAAGCGCCCUUCUUCUUGCUAAUAUACACUCCAGAAGUACAUCUGGGGCUAUACAUACUUCUCCGGACCAGCUUAUCCAGUGACCUGUUUUUGCCCGCAUUACUUUUUGUAGUUGAACUCUCAAAGUUUCUCAUAUUUCUCACAAUUUAUUAAAAAAUAAAACCCCUGCAUAGAGAGGUUUUGGAAAAUGGUUCUGGUUCUGAAGAUUUGUUCUUUUUAUUAAGAUAUGGGCAGAAAUAACAAAUGGGUUUCUUUUGUCUCAUGCUGAAAAAUAUAUUGUACUAAAACCAACUCUAAUUCCUUUUGUGUUUGUCCCGUCAUUGCUCAAAGUGGUAAUUUUUCAGCUUUUAUGAACAAUUAAAUUUUAGUACAUUUUCAUUAAGUUUUUGGUCUUUUGUAUUUUGUUUAAACAAUUUUUUUUUCUUGGAUUUUCAUGAUCUAUUUUGUGCCUCUGUAGGAGAAGAAUGAAAAUCAGUUUAUAACAGUGUCGCCUUCUCCAUUUAUAAUCAGUGAAUAGCUCUGCAUUGUCCAGAACUAAAUAACCAUACAGAAGAAAGAAUAUUUUCACCUACGUUUGAUUUGACUAUUUCCUUCUUGAUUUUCUCCAUAUUGUUAUAGUGAUGCUUUUAAAUUUAUUUUAAGAUUUUCUUUUAACCUUAAUCAUUUAUGCUCCCCCCCCCCCCCCCCCCAAAUGUAUUUCAUAUUGUGUAUACAUCUUUAGGUUUGUAGAUCCCACCACCAAAUGUUCUGUUAUGUGAAGUACCAUUAAAAAAAAAUUCUCAAGUCAGUAACACAUUUA